AUGGACAAAAAUCAAGCCAAGCACUCUUUUAAUAAUUAUGUCUCUUUUAGAACACAAGCAAGAGAAGAACUAACGGAAAUAGAAAAAAUUACUAAUCUUCAAGAACAAAAUCAAAAAGUUAAUUCUGCCUUUGAAAAACAUUCGAGGAAUCUUUUAAAUGCUCAAGGUCUUCUUAAUUCUCAUAAUAUAAAUGGAGAGGUUAGUAUGAAUGAUUUUUGGGAUUAUAGUGGUAUAGUCAAUAAGUUAAAAGAGAUAAAAGCCAAAUAUGAAGAGGAAAGCAACAAAAACGACACUAACAGUGCUAAUAUUCUAAACAGCCUUAAUUACUGUUCUGAAUGUAAAAAAACAAUAACUGGUCAAUAUUUCCAAAAAGAUGGGAAAAAAUUUUGUUCUCAACAUUGCUUUGAUGAAUAUUGCCUUUGUGAUAAUUGUGCGAGGGGUUUAAUUUGUGAAAUUUGCUAUCGAGGAGUUUGCAGUGAGUGUUAUCAACCUAAUCCUGAGAAUUAUUAUUAUCAUAGAGAAAAGGUAGACAAUAAUAAGUUUUGCUCUGAAGACUGCUUUAUUAAUCAUUAUGAAAAGGAAUUAGCCCAAGAAAAAAAAAUACAAAAUCAUGAAGAAACCUUAGUCGAAUUAAAAAAACUAAGCAAGGAACGGAAAGACAUGACUAAUGACUUUAACCAAGGACUUAAUGAUUAUCAACAAUUACUUUCAGAAAUCAUGCAAUUAGAACAAAAUCCUACUAAUUCUAACAUUCAAGAAUUAGACUCUAAAAAACAACAAUUAAAGGCUUUAGAGACUAAAUCUAAAGAACUAAUUAAACCUUUACCUUUAGAUACUCAAAUUACUAUCUUACAGAAAGAAAUCAAAGUUUUAGAAUCUAAACCUACUAAAAACCCUCUAGAAGAAGUAUUAUUAGCCGAUAAAAAGAAAGAAUUAGCGGAAUUACUAAAAAAACAAAGUAAUUCUCAUGUUAAUAAUGCUAAACCUAGUGAUAAAACUGCUCUUUAUAUAGGAUUAGGGGUGAUUGGAGUAGUCUUAGUGGGGUUUUUGGUGCUGGGUCAAGGUUACUCUCCUGAACAAUUGGUUAAUGAUAAUAGUUAUGUUAGGAAGCAAAAAGAAAAAGAUAUUAAAGGUAAAGAACCACAGUUAAUUAAUAAUGAGCAAAAGUUAAGAGAAGAAUAUUGCUCUUGUAAACAAGCAUCUAAUAGUUCUUUUUUGCAAUCUCCGCCAUUUAAUCAUUGUAAACCACAACAAACGAUAACGAAUAUUAUUCAUCACGAAAGUUUUUGCUACAAUCAAGUUAAGGAAUGGAUUGGUGCUGGCUUAAAUCCUAAUGAUGCUAAUUUCGCUAGUUAUUUAAAAGAAUUAGGCUACAUACCCCAAGCAGUCUUAGGCUACCAUGAAUGGUUAAAAAAAACAAGAGAGGAAUACACUAAAUGA
This is a messenger RNA of Funneliformis geosporum, 1440 nucleotides long. Lineage: Eukaryota; Fungi; Glomeromycota; Glomeromycetes; Glomerales; Glomeraceae. The record is from the annotation of a GenBank genome assembly.